Xenopus tropicalis (tropical clawed frog) is the source of this 7465-nucleotide messenger RNA. It is a transcript of the gene ets1, whose product is annotated as v-ets avian erythroblastosis virus E26 oncogene homolog 1. The record is from RefSeq and is a predicted model, not a curated record. Gene Ontology annotation, molecular function: sequence-specific DNA binding; DNA-binding transcription factor activity; DNA binding. The transcript is spliced from 8 exons. NCBI's taxonomy places the organism in Eukaryota, Metazoa, Chordata, Amphibia, Anura, Pipidae. Gene Ontology annotation, cellular component: cytoplasm; nucleus. Gene Ontology annotation, biological process: regulation of transcription by RNA polymerase II; regulation of DNA-templated transcription; DNA-templated transcription. Bases 398 to 1711 code for a protein of 437 amino acids.
CUGUUGGAGCCGAUGUGCUGAAGGUUUGUGAGCAGUGUGCGAGUUUCGCUGGGCUCCCAUUCGCUCUACACAAAGUCAGCCCCCGGCUGCUGUCACAGCUCCAGCCCACCCCUCCCUCAUCCCAGCUCCUCUCACAGGCGGCACAGACUCAAGCUCAGAAAUAACAAAAGCCCGGCAAGAAGGCGGCUCAGCUCCCUGCUCAGAAGGAUCGCGGAAGGGAAGGAGGGGAAGCGAAAGGAGAAGGAAAGUGGGACAACACACACCGCUCUAUUUGGAAGGAGAAAUCAUCGUGCGAUUUGAGAGUGCGCCGGGCUCUAUUGUGUCUGUGCAUCUGUGUGUGAGGAGAGCCGCCUUCUCUUGCUAAGGACUCCCAGCUGAAGGCACUGGCAAGUCAGCCAUGAAAGCUGCGCUAGACCUUAAACCGACAUUAAUCAUCAAAACAGAGAAAGAGUAUGACGCCUAUUCGUGCUCUGAUAUGGAAUGUGCAGAUGUUCCCCUGCUGACUCCCAGUAGUAAAGAGAUGAUGUCUCAAGCUCUUCGUGCCACUUUUAGUGGUUUUACCAAGGAACAACAACGUUUAGGGAUACCCAUUGAUCCCCGAGAAUGGACAGACACGCAAGUGAGGGAGUGGGUCUCGUGGGCAGUGAAUGAAUUUACUCUGAAAGGAGUGGACUUUCAGAAGUUCUGUAUGAGCGGAGCAGCAUUAUGUGGCCUGGGGAAGGAAUGUUUUCUAGAAUUGGCGCCCGACUUUGUGGGAGAUAUCUUGUGGGAGCACUUGGAGAUCUUACAGAAAGACUCAAAACAGUAUCAAACUAGUGAAAUAACCCCAGCAUACCCAGAAUCCAGAUACACUUCAGACUACUUCAUCAGCUAUGGAAUUGAACAUGCACAGUGUGUUCCGCCCUCUGAAUUCUCUGAACCCAGCUUCAUCACAGAGUCAUACCAGACCCUGCAUCCCAUCAGCUCAGAAGAACUCUUGUCUUUGAAAUAUGAGAAUGACUACCCUUUAGCAUUGCUGCGUGACCCCCUGCAGCCUGAAUCUCAGGGCGACUACUUCACCAUUAAACAGGAGGUAGUGUCUCCAGACAACAUGUGCCUGGGACGCAUCAGUCGUGGAAAACUUGGUGGGCAGGAAUCAUUUGAAAGUAUUGAGAGCCACGACAGCUGUGACCGCCUCACUCAGUCCUGGAGCAGCCAGUCCUCAUACAACAGCCUUCAACGUGUGCCAUCUUAUGACAGCUUUGAUUCUGAGGACUACCCACCUGCAUUGCCGAGCCAUAAAUCCAAAGGCACUUUUAAAGACUAUGUAAGGGACAGAGCUGAGCUCAACAAAGACAAACCUGUCAUUCCUGCUGCUGCUCUAGCUGGCUACACAGGAAGUGGACCAAUCCAGCUGUGGCAGUUUCUCCUGGAGUUACUGACAGACAAAUCGUGCCAGUCCUUUAUCAGCUGGACAGGGGACGGCUGGGAAUUUAAGCUCUCUGAUCCAGAUGAGGUUGCAAGACGCUGGGGUAAGAGGAAAAACAAGCCUAAAAUGAACUAUGAGAAGUUGAGCCGUGGGCUGCGCUAUUAUUAUGACAAAAAUAUAAUUCACAAAACAGCAGGAAAGCGCUAUGUCUACCGUUUUGUCUGCGACUUACAAAGUCUUCUGGGAUAUGUGCCUGAGGAACUACACGCCAUGCUUGAUGUUAAACCAGACAAUGAUGAAUAGAAUUUAGUAGAUGGAAGUUUGGACCAUAGAAAAAAAAAGACAAACACCUAGAACCCAAGCUCCAAUCUUGGCGCCACUUUUCACUCCUGAAUGCGCAAAGUUGAUGUGAAGCUUUCGGGGGGACAAAGGAUAUAACUGGGAAACGGACACGGCUUCCUUCAUGAGUGGGCCUUGGGAUAAUGUUUGAAGUUGGUUACUCUGCGUUACCACUGCCAAGGAAAAGCCUGGGCCUUUCCGUACCCUACUUUUUAUGCAGAACAGGAAGGAGAGCAAUUUGAUUGCUUACUUUAGUAACCAUUUUAUUUCCAGAUGUUGUGCCAGUAUUUCAUAUAUAUUUUUUUCUGAAAUAAUGCAUUUUUCGCUUAAGUUCUUGUUUUAUGUGUAGCCAGCUUUUUUCAACAGAUGCAAACAGAUACCAAUUGUCUGACAGAUUACAAAAAGGAGGAAGUGUGUUACGAAAACUAAUGAAAAGCACACAAAGAUUUCAUAGGUCCAACAGCAGCUAUGAAGAUUUUAUGACUUCAUUUUGCGGAGCCAUAUCGCUGGAACAAUUAAUCAGCUUGAUUCAAGCAGUAACUGAGCAUAGUUCUGGCACUGAUGUAGAUAUAUAGAUGGGUUAAGUGUUCUUCUGUGUCCACGUGGCUGAAGAGAUUUUUAGAAGAGCUUCAGCUCUGUCCAGGACACAAAUAGUAGUAACCAAAUAUAUUCCUUCUCUGCAUGUACCUUCAACUGCUAUUUUGAGGGAAACAUCUUCAGAACAUACUCUCCUCCUUACUUAAUUGCAGUGUUUGCUGAGCCACACCUAAAUGGUUGCGCUGAAGUCCCGUCCACCAUGUUAAAACAUUCCCAGAAUGUAUUUUUUACAGAUAAGAGAAUUUUAUGUGUGUAUAUAUUUUAUAAGAAACUUUUUAUGAAAAGGUUGUACAGAUAUAUUGUCAGUUGUAUGUGUUCUUUUUUUCACAUAAGUGCCAAAGAGGAAGUUGAUUUACAUGAAAACAGGAUGGGCAGCCAUCGCCUUUCCAGGAGUUGCAGAACACGGAUCCCAAACUUUACUUCUCUACUGCUCAGGUAGUGGGUGGUGCGGGAAUUGUGGUUGUGCCGGAGCUGGCAUGCAUAGAGCAAUCCAAACCUGAGCUAGGACAAUCUUAAAACAGUUGCUUAAACCUUCAGGGAUGAAAUGUGCAAUGAAAGCAGCAAAUGUUUCAUAAGCUGGCCACUUCAAAUGAGUUCAUUUUUUAGGAAAAGAACAUUUAAAGGGAGCUAAUAGCUAAACAGCCAGUCGCUCUUUUAAUGAAGCCUAUAAUGUAACACUGAUAAGAAUAAAUGUGGUUACAACUGACAGGUGAAAAGCAGCUCAUGAAGUAAAGUCAUUGGCUAAGCACAUAUUUAUACAUCAGGCAAUUUAUCACAAAUUAGUAUGGGUUUUAGUUAUAGUUUCCAUUUCAGUGAACUUUGAGCAUACAGCAUCUGACAUAUGGUUCAUCACUGUUACUGAUUCCUUUAGCCAGCUUUAGCCAAUCGUAUGACAGCAGUGAUUUUCAGGCUGAUAAAGGCAGUUCCUUUUUAUCAAUUAUUUUGGAAGCCUGCAGGGCAAAUGACAACAAUUGUAAUCCAUAGAAAGCUGUUCGGGCUGCAUUGAUGCACUUACACUCUACUGUAUUGCAUGUAGCUUGGAUGAGGGUUAAGUAUAUGGGAAAAUAACAGCAAAGUGCUAGAUAGAUGUUUGUAUUCGGUUCAUCAGCUGUCUGUUCAGGUCAGUAACCUUUUUUUUUGUUCACAUUCUCUGUAUGUUUAUAGUUAUGAAGAUUAGAAGAGUUUAACACUCGUGCCUCUCAACUCGGAACACAUUCGGGGGGGUUUUUAGCAUUAACUUUGCUUUUAGUUUGGACAGGCAAUAGCCUGAUCAAACCAAAUGUCUUUUAAAUCUGGCACCUAUUUUCAACAGAAAAAUGUUCCUUCUAAUAUGAAAUCCUCAUGGUGGCUAAAAAAAAUAAGAUGCUCAGGCGCUAUGUUAAUACAAAGUCUUUUUGUUUUGGAAAUAUUCCUUUAUUUUGAAACUUAACAGAUUAAGAAGUAGUUGAUGUAACAAAACAAGCAUUUGAAGAAAAUGUUCCUUUUUUUAAUUUUUAUUUUCUUAUUUCCCCCCCUUCAAUCAAUCCAUAGGGGUAUAUAUUAAAACCUUUGCAGUGCUAUUUAUACAAGUGCCUCUUAGCAAAAGACUAUGGAAUAGGUGACUUAUUGCACUGAUGCAAUCUUUAAUGAGGGGGGCAGAUGUCCAAAUCAUUUCCCAUUUUGUGACAAAGGAUGGAAGUUUCAGAAGACUGGGGCAUUGUAAAUACAUUCCACAUAUCUUUGCGGUUAACCCCUUCUUAAUGAAAUAUUUCUGUUUUUGUUUCAUGAAAAUAAAUUUAAAGCACCGGUUCCUCAAGCACAUUACCAAAAAAUAAACAUCUUACAAUAAUUCAUUCCACUCCUGUGUCUUUGCUAUUAUGUGGUGAUUUUUUGGUUUCUCUUUUUAAGUGUAUUUUUGAGUCUAUAUUUACCCUGUUCAGAGUAGACUGGUGCUUUGAAAUACAGGUGUGUAUCAUUUAAAUAGGGAAAUGGCUUAGUCACACCACUGAAGUAAAACUGAUAUUAAGUUACACACACUGGCCAAAUUUGCCCUACUGCCAUUAUCCACAACAAUGAAUAAGAGUUCAACUUUCAUGGUUCAACUAGAUGUAGCCAGAUCAAAGCUACUUGCUGAUUAUUGCAUAGUUGCUAUGGUUAUUGCAUAGUUAUCUAGUGUUGAUAAAUGAGCUCCACUUUUACAUUUCUUGGCAUAGCAGUAUUUUUCUGCCAGUCGAGGGUUCACAUCCUGUAGAACAGGAGAAGCUCAACAUAUUUGUAUCUAGCGCACACUGGCACGUUUAGCCUGUUGCAUGAUGUGACACACAGGCUUUCUGUUUACGUUUUUAGACAUUUGAUCACAUUUAAAUUUGAUCUCAUCAGCAUUCAAUUCAUCAGUAUCAACCUCUUGCAAGGUAGCCAAAUGUGAAUACAGCACAGCAAUUUUCAAUAGAAUGCUUAAAUAUAUGUUACAGGUCUGCAUUAUAUACUUCAUUGUGUCGGAUAAAAACAUCAUAAAACAGAUGUGGAAGAUAGUAAGACAAUUCCCAAUGAAUAAAUUCUCAGAUUAAGCAAGACUUCUUGUUUUACUGUUUCUUAUAAGGCAAACUAAAGAAUGUGCAUUUUAUAUUGCCCACAAAAAAUGUUAGUCAAACUCUUGCUAUAACAUUGAGCAGCAGCAGUGGCUUAUUCUCUAACAUCCAUUGACCAAUGAUUUGCACCAAUGAAAGGUGUCUGAUUGUUAGUCUGGCCCCUUAGUGUGUUUUUGUAUUUGGCUGUGAUCCCAUGCAAGGGGGUCAACUACAUUAGGAAUGGCCAAACUGGUAACUAUGGUCACUUCAGCUAAUAAUGGCAAGUCUGACUGUACUUUAUAUGGUUUACAUUUCUGAAGACAGACAUUUUUUUAGUAUCCAUGUGUAUGGUUUGAAUAUACGAAAGAAUACUGCACAAUUCCCCUCUGUGUCUCACAUUGAGGUAGGGAACUAGUAGUACAUGCACAGCAAUAGAGCACAGUUAAAAUUAAAAGUUCUCUUGGAGUUUUGUAAUUAUAAAAAUAUGUAAGAGCGCAACAUUGAAUAUAUUUGGAGUAUUGUAAAUUAGACACUUGGCCCCUGGUAUCUUUAGAGACAACAGGCAUCAUCAAUCAUUUCUUAUAUGUAGAAAAUAUGGCCAUAAUCUUGCUAUCCUACAGCUGCUGUUGUGCCACAAUUUUAUGUUUUUGACUUUUUUAAGAACACAGGACUUAUAGUUGAACAGAGGGAGAACCUUAGACUGAACAUUUCCCAUAAAUGCCCCAUAAAUUUUAGCUGAUUGCUUCAUUAUUCCCUGUUCACCAUGAAUGACAGGGCAUUUGUACAUUUAGACCUUCUCUACUGUAAUAUUGAAAAAGCUCUUGCAGGAUGAAGGUGGAGACAUAGCUUGUUCAGGAAGACCAUAGAUGUAUAGUAUAUGUAUUCUUACAAGGCACAAGUAUGUUCAAAAACCCAUAUAAAUCAAAACUGGGCACCCCAUUGUAUUGCCCAACCACCCAAUCGGGAAAUAGCUAGAACAAAUUAUAACGACCGUUUUUAACACCUUUUCUCAACACAAAAACUAUAGAUACAAUGAUUAUAUUUAAAUGCUAAAUAUUAAUCAUUUUGAUAAUAAACACACUUCCGUGCUGGAACAAUUUUUUCCACGCAGAAUAUAUUUGUCCUACUUGUUAAUACCCCAGUUGUGAUUUCAGCAAUUAAUGAUUUGAAGAGUUGUUAGAUCUCUGUACCAUUGUUAAGCUCUAACACCCCACAGAAUAGUGAUGAGUGCUUAAACUAAAUUAAAAAAACAAACAUUCAAGUAUUGCAAAUAAGAGAGGAAAAUAUGUAGCAUGUGAUCAUGGCAGUUGGACAUUACAAAUUGCUUGCAUGGCAUUUUGUUGACCAAAUGAGGUGUACUCGGGAGGUUAAUGUAAAUGGAAUUGCAUUGUCUUUUCAAAUAAGUGGUUAUACAUAACUGAGGUUGGAUGUACAGAAGAAGCCCUGGCAUGGUAAGCCUUUCUAGGGCAAACAGUUGUGUGCCUUAUUAUAGACCAGUUAUCAUGAAAGUGCCCUUAAUACCCCUCUGGAAUAUAAGCUCAUAAAAACUGAUGCAUAUUUUGUUCUUUAGUAGUAGUCCUGGUAAAGCUUUCUUAGAUCCCUAGAUAUUACAAAAAUUGUAUAUAGAAUCUAAAGCAAACAGCAGCAGUAAGUACAGUUUUGGGUGGCCAGCAUACUCUGGCAUUGGCGUAACUGACAGGAGUGCUAAAAGUUGCUUGUCAACACAAUUUAUGAACAUUUUCAGUAUCAAUUUUGUAUCAAUGCUUAUUCAUUUUUAAAUGAAAUAUCUAAUUAUUGUUCAGUAGGUAUCAUUUGGUUUGCUCCCUGACGCCAAGGGGAAUUCUAUGCCUGAUUUAGAAAAUAAUUGGUAAUGGAAAAAUUAGGAAUAAAACAAAUAGUUGGUAUACUGAGCAAUGGUCAUCCCAAAGAAAUCUGAGGAAAAAUAAUAUAUAUAUAUAUAUUUAUAUGAGCUGCAUCAAGGCUUGGCAAUAUGUGUCCAUCCUGUCAAUGUUAAACUAGAACUCCCAUGAUCCUACCAGGUGUUGGAAGUUGUAGUCUUGCAAGUACUGGAGGGUCGCAGUUUGCCUACCACAGAUCUACAGCUUAAGUGAAUUUUAUUAUUCAAGGAAAUUGUUUUUUUUUUUUAUGUGACAAAGAUGACCUCUUUUAAAAAGAAUACGUUGAUGAUAUUUUUAUGUCUGCCUUGUUGUUUUUGUUUAUAAUUUAUGAAAAGGAAAUGUAUUAUUAAACUCCUUUUUGGCAAAACUGUAGCUGACUGGUGUAGCAUUUCAUAUGUACUGUUUUUUAUUUUGUAAUUAUGUUAAAAUGGAACCAAGAUACAAAGUGUUCAUGUUUUGCAACCAGCGCCUGCUCAGUAAAAUGGGUCCCAAGGAAAGCGCUACUUGCCAAACACGCUCACGGAUCUGUAAGAGUGUAUUUUUAUCCCUGUAGUUAUCUGAUGCAGGAACAUCAAUUCUGAUAUUUUUAUACAUAUGUGUAUGUGAAUAUAUAUGCAGUAGUUCCAUUUCUUACUGUGUUCAAAUGUUUUUGAGAUAAAAUGAAAGCAUUUAUACAA